CAAAUAGACGAGCCAUUACAAUAAAGUCUACCUUUUGGUCCUCAGAAAACCCGCAUAAUAAUUAUCCAUUGUCAACAUCUUGCAAGCUCUAUUUAGCACAGUAGCAAACCACCAAAUCCCAGACCAACGUCACUAUGAGUUGCAAUCCCUCAGCCCCUGAUCGUGAGUGCGACCAGUACCUGAAGCGGUCGGUGAUAGAUCUAUUCUCCUUGAAGGAUCGAGUCACUGUUAUCACAGGCGGCGCGCGAGGAAUCGGUCUCGCAUUCGCAGUCGCGUGUGCUGAGAUGGGAAGUCACGUGGCAGUCUUGGAUGUGAGCAGCACACCACACAACGACUUCACCAGAUUACAGAAUGAUUACGGCGUGAAAGUCAAGCUUUACCAAACCGACGUGACCAGUUACGAACUUCUGGAAGAGACCUUCAACAACAUCGUUAAAGACUUUGGUCGAGUAGAUGGCCUCGUAACCGCGGCCGGCAUCUGCCCUGACCAGCCCUUCACGAAACGCGACCCGGCCUCUGUGCGAAAGUGCCUCGACAUCAACGUUCUGGGAACAUACUUUACCGCUCAGCUGUUCACGAAACAGAUCGAGAAGCAGGAUCAAGGUCAGCAUUCACCUCGUGGCGGUUCGGUGGUCAUGAUUGGGUCUAUUUGUGCGUACAUGGCCAGCAAAGCCCAAUUCUUGAGCGACUACUGCGCAAGUAAAGGAGCCGUCGUUGCGUUGGCAAAGGGAUUGGGAGUUGAGCUUGCGCCAAUGAAUAUCCGAGUGAACAGCAUCUCUCCAGGCUACACAGCAACAGACAUGACGCUCUCAAUAGCGGAUUCGCGACCUGAGCUGUUUCACAUCUUCCAGACGGAGCCGCCCAUGAAGAGGAUGGGUGACAGGGCAGACUUGAAGGGCGCGCUGGUUUACUUGCUGAGCGGUGCGAGUGCAUACACGACCGCCACUGAUGUUCUGAUCACCGGAGGGCUGCAUGCGGGCAGGGUUUAGUGGAUGCAAGCAAAGGUAUCUUAGAAGAAUCUGCCCAAUAUCGACAAUGUAAGAUCUUCGUAAAUGUAAACGGAAGUUUUGCGACUCAGUGUUGCCAUUGACACAGUUGGCUGUGGGUUAUUGAAGUCGGUGAUUCGUUCAAUAGCCAGAUACUUCGUCAUUGCAUCUGCAUAUGCC
This is a messenger RNA of Boeremia exigua, 1166 nucleotides long. RefSeq lists its product as uncharacterized. The record is from RefSeq and is a predicted model, not a curated record. The coding region runs from base 135 to 989 and encodes 284 amino acids. The transcript has 4 exons. NCBI's taxonomy places the organism in Eukaryota, Fungi, Ascomycota, Dothideomycetes, Pleosporales, Didymellaceae. Gene Ontology annotation, cellular component: intracellular anatomical structure. Gene Ontology annotation, molecular function: oxidoreductase activity, acting on NAD(P)H, oxygen as acceptor.